Messenger RNA from Brenthis ino (lesser marbled fritillary), 2259 nucleotides. The record is from the annotation of a GenBank genome assembly. NCBI's taxonomy places the organism in Eukaryota, Metazoa, Arthropoda, Insecta, Lepidoptera, Nymphalidae.
AUGAAUAAAGAAAACAAUAAAAAUGCUGCAGGACUUAGACGCUCAGCUAUGGCUGAAAGGAUACGCCUACGAGAGGAAUGGUCAGAAUUAAAAGGACCAUGUAAUGAAUCUGACAAACAUAAAAAUGUUUUGGUUAAAAAGCCACAAAAUGUUAUGACAAACAAUAGAAAUUCCUCAAAUACAUAUAGUAUGCGGAGUAAGAAUGUUUCAGAGUCACCAAUAAAUGAAAUUCUUCGAGGGAUUGUAAUACUAGUAGAUGUGGGGUCAGAGAGUCGAGCAUUGGCCCUUAGAGCUGCUUUGGUGGCUCUCGGUGCAUCUGUUAUGCCAGCUUGGAGUCCCCUUGUCACUCACCUUGUUUGGAGUGAAGGGGGAUGCACGAAAACGCGUGCGAGGGCUAGAGCGCUGGCAUGUCGACUGGUGUCUCCAAUUUGGGUGGAAUCCUGUGCAGCAUCAGGGAGACGGCUGCCAGAAAGACUGUUCCCGGCAGUCUCAAGACCGUCGGAUCUGCCAUCUCCGGCAACUUUGAAGAAAAUGCUGAAAAGGAUGGAUCAAGAGAACAUACCAUUGAAUUUAUUGUCAGAGAGCCAAGAAGCACGAGACAAGCGUCCGCGGCUCAGGAUCUCAAGUGAGACGGACAACACGACCGACACGACUAACGACACAUCGCACGACACAUCUCACGACAAGUCGGAAGAUGCAGAUAUAGAAAGGAACGUGAACACAGCCCCUCGCAGGGCGUUACCCAUGUCACUGUCUCCGCCGCGACAGAAGAAGUCCAGAAGGAAAUUGUUCACCCACAAGGAAGCACAAACUGCGUCUAGUGGGAAUGAAACAGAUAAAGAAACACCUCCGCCUAAACAAAAAACGGUAAAACACAUAACACGAGACGGCAAGAGAGAGCUGGUGCGCGCGGAACGCCUCGCGCGGCGACUGCUCGGUACGCCCAAGCAAAAACCUGAUGUGAAAAAUAAUAAAGCACCAAGAAUUGUGCUGACAGGAAUGUCUAAAAAGGAACGACACGACAUAUGGCACGCAGUACAAAAAUUAAACGGCGUCGUUCAAAGCCACGUAAAUAAAAAGACGACCCACAUAAUCAUGGGCUCGUGUAGAGAACCUGAAAUACCUUCUACAAUAAACAAACAGACAGGCAAACAGAAAACUCCACCAAAUUGUAUAGUUAUGUGUCAAAAAUGUAAUAGUCCAGAGAGAAUACUUACUCAAAUGUUCGCAAAUAAUGUCACUGUUACAAAUAAAGUAAAGGAAAUAAAUAAAAAUACAAUUUGUAAUUGCAAUAUAUCAGGAGUUAAUGUGUUGAGUCAAAAUGAAACGUUAUCUGGACAGGGGACUGAGGCUUCACACAAUAUUACGCCAAAUAAGAGAAAUAAGACAAACCAGGGUAAAAGAAAUGAUAAUCAAAAUGAUAACAUUGAGAAUACACAAUAUGGCCAGAGGAUUGAUAAUUCCCAAAGUCUUAUUACCCCAAGUAAGAGAAAUAACCAAGGGAAUAGAAUUGAUUAUCUAAAUUUUAACGCCCAGAGGAUUGAUAAUUCACAAAGUAUUUUUACUAAUGUAAAUACAAAUAACGUUCAAGAUGGACAUAUUAUUGGAGUAAAUGAGGAACAGAGGAAUGAUAAUUCACAAAAUAUUAUUACCACAGAUGAUAGAAAUUUUAAGCCAAGGACUGUUAACGCUUUAUUGGGAGCGGUGAGAGGAUGUAGAGUUUUAUAUGCACAAUGGGUAAUUGAUUCGGUAAAAGCUAACUCUUGGAUACACCAUUUGGGUUAUGAAGUACCACAUUUGUUGAAGAUUUCACAGAAAGCUCGAAUAGAACGGUUAGCUCUAAACAAGAUGUCUUCAGAUUAUGUUUACGACGUUUUCAACGGAAUGCGAGUGAGGGUUUCCGAAAAUGCAGAACAAAAAGACGCCGUCAAACAAUUGCUAACACUCUGUGGCGCGGUCAUCGAUAAUGGCGAGAAUGUACAACAAAAUGGUGGAUUGGAGCAACAAAAUGGCGGAUUGGAACAACAAAAUAGCGGCUUAACUUUGCAAAAGCGCGGAAAAUCGCAGAAAAAGAAACAAACGUCAAAAAGCACGAGAACGCAAAAUGGCGGGACACAAGCAACACAAAAUGGCGGACAACCAAUGUUUGACAUAACAAUUGGGCGGGAAAUUGGAGAAGUCAGCUCGAAGUGGGUUUUCGACAGCAUAGCUGCUGCCAGAAUGCGGACAGCGAGACGGUACUUAAAUAAUAUUUCUAUA